UUGGUGAAUUAGAAAAAAAAUUGUGGAUAUAGUCUCUCGAGGACAUCGUCUUAUUCUGUAACACAAUGCUCAUUAGAUUAAUCUCGUAUUGUCCAUCACUCCGGACUAGACUAACGCAUGCGCCCAUUUCCAGGGCCGCGCAGGCAACACUAGUAUUUGUGCGCGAAAUCGAUUAUUCGCGGGUAGUUUUCAGUCGUAGUUGCGCCUUCCUGGUGGUAUCAGAAUAAUAAUACCAUUAUCAAUAGUCAAAUAUAAUAAUGGGAAAGAGAUUUGAGACGAUAGCCGCGAUGGCUUGCAUGACGACUCUCCUGAUGUUAUUCAACUUCGUAUUUUGGUGCAGCGGAAUGAUAAUGCUAGUUGUCGGGAUAUGGAUGCGGAUGCAGUUGCGCGAUUAUGUUGACAUGAGUGCUGAAGGCAGUGGAACUGCUCUUCUGGGCUUGGCAUGUCUUGGGGCACUCGUUGCCUUCAUCGCAACCCUCGCCUGUUGCUGCACAGCAAAAGGACAUCCAGCAUUACUAUACGUGUAUGGAGCCUUCUUAGCAGUGAUUGCUCUCCUGGAGUUGGCAGCAGGAGCUUCUAUCUACACAUAUCGUAAUUGUCUAACCGACGGCUUCGACCUGGGGUUGAACCAGAGUCUCGCUCGCUAUGGGACCGACACGAAUACGAAAAGCCGAUUUGAUACCAUGCAGAGGACGCUUCAUUGCUGUGGUAACCGAGCUUCCACCGAUUGGGUGGACUUGAAGCCACCGAAGGACAUUCCCAAGUCCUGUUGCAAGAUCAAUGAAGAUCUGUGCGACCCUACUAUCCGCAGUGACAUUUAUACUGAGGGCUGUUACAAUCGUGUAAUUGAUUUCAUUAACUCCAACAUUGGUCUAGUAGCGGGAGGUGCCGUUGGCGUGGCCUUUUUCCCAUUAAUUGGCGUCUUCCUCGCUUGCUGUCUUGCGAGUAAUAUUAAUAAAGCCAAGUAUGAGCAGGUGGCAUAGGAAGGCCCUAGCAGGGCUUAAAAUUAUCUUACAAAAGAAGAAACAGUGACUCGAGGAGUGGAGAGUAGGGACCCAAGUCGUGAUCUAGAUAGAUUUGAGUACGGGUUGACGUUUCUUCUGAUGUGAGAAGCGCCAUACUAAUUAAUUAAAAUGUAUCCAACAUUGAAAAGAUAAGAUUUGAAGGGUAAUAGGAAUUGAAGGACUUCGGGACUCUCAAUAUCAAUGUCUAUUGUUAUUCAUCCACAUACUCGCAAUGUCAAUAUUUAUUGAAGUUCAAUCCUCCAAUAUAAAUGUCUUCACGAGUUUGCUAA
Molecule: messenger RNA, 1294 nt
Organism: Diachasmimorpha longicaudata
Lineage: Eukaryota; Metazoa; Arthropoda; Insecta; Hymenoptera; Braconidae
Product: tetraspanin-7-like
Exons: 5
Coding region: 258-983 (241 amino acids)
Cellular component (GO): plasma membrane
Source: RefSeq, a predicted model, not a curated record